CCGGAGCCCCGCACACCCACCAUGGAUCUGCUGCUGUUGGUGAACACGAGCCUGGGCUCCCCCAACGAGUCCCUGGCGCUGCCCCCCGCCUCGCCGUCCUCCUCGGCCCUCCUGCAGCCGCCCUCCCCCUACUCGCCGGCGGCCGUGGCCAGCCUGGCGGCGGUGGUGGGCUUCCUCAUCGUCUUCACCAUCGUGGGCAACGUGCUGGUGGUGAUAGCUGUGCUCACCAGCCGGGCGCUGAGAGCCCCCCAGAACCUCUUCCUGGUGUCCCUGGCCAGCGCGGACAUCCUGGUGGCUACCCUGGUCAUGCCUUUCUCCUUGGCCAACGAGCUUAUGAAUUACUGGUACUUCGGCAAGGCUUGGUGUAACAUUUACCUGGCGCUGGACGUGCUGUUCUGUACCUCGUCUAUCGUCCACCUGUGCGCCAUCAGCCUCGACAGGUAUUGGUCGGUCACACAGGCGGUGGAGUACAACCUCAAACGGACACCGCGGCGGAUCAAGGCCAUCAUCCUCACCGUGUGGCUCAUUUCAGCCAUCAUCUCCUUCCCGCCAUUGAUCUCCGUGUACCGGGACCCCGAAGGAGAUGUUUUUCCCCAGUGCAAGCUCAAUGACGAGACAUGGUACAUCCUUUCUUCUUGCAUUGGCUCUUUCUUUGCCCCCUGCCUCAUCAUGGUGUUGGUCUAUAUCCGCAUCUACCGCGUGGCCAAGCUAAGGACCAGGACCCUCUCUGAGAAGCGUACAAUGCCCGAGGGGUCCUCCCAGACUGAGAACGGCUUGAGCCGUGCUGCUGGUGGCUGCACGUCCCUGAGGAUGCAGCUGGGAGAGAACGGACAUUAUUCAGUGCACCACUGGCGCAAAGCCUCUGAGCUGGAGGACAUUGAGCUGGAGGAGAGCAGCACCUCAGAGAGCAGGCGGAGGCGGAGUCGGGAGGAGCAUCGCCGCAAAAGCAAGAGCCAGUCCUUCUCCUACUCAUACUCCUCCAAGCACUCCAGUAGCCGUCUGUCCCGUGCGAGCAAUCGCUCCAUGCAGUUCUUCUCCUAUCGCCGUCGCCGGAAGCGUAGCAGCAUCUGCCGUAAGAAAGUUGCCCAGGCCCGGGAGAAACGCUUCACUUUUGUGCUGGCUGUGGUCAUGGGGGUCUUUGUAGUUUGCUGGUUCCCUUUUUUCUUCAGCUACAGCCUCUAUGGUAUUUGCCGGGAGGCAUGUGAGGUCCCCGAGACUCUCUUCAAGUUCUUCUUCUGGAUUGGGUAUUGCAAUAGCUCCCUCAACCCAGUCAUCUACACCAUCUUCAACCAGGACUUCCGCAGGUCCUUUAAACACAUUCUUUUUAAGAAGAAAAAGAAGAACUUCCGGCAUUGAGCUGGAGGGAUGGAUUUGCCUUGAGCAGGAGUAGAGUUAAAAGAGAAGGCUCAGUGCUGGAAAAGAAGGGAGGAAAGAGAACAUGGGGCUUGGGCUUAGGGAGUGGGGAGAGGGCUCACCCCCUAAGCUUGGGCUUAGGGAGCAGGGUGAUGCUGUGGGGGACAGGGAUGGUGUCAGGCUGAGGGCACUCGCUGUGGUCCAGAAUGGUGACAUGGUGCUGGGGACGCAGUGCUGGAGUGUGGAGGGGUAAAGCGGGAGGGAGUGAUUGUCUUUGAACCCUGACAGAAGGCACAGGGAGCCCGCAGAGGAAAGCAGGCUGAGACACAGAGUUUGGGAAGCAGUGAGCUUUCAUGGGCUCUGGAAUUUUGGGGGAAAACAAAAAGAGACAUCAAAAGGAAAGGGUUAAGUGGCAUUGGUGGUGGAGAUUUGAGGAUUUUAUAAAUAGGGCAGCUGGGGCCUAUGGUGGAUUUGUCCCAGUAAGAAAUUGGCUUUUACUGCUUGUGUGGGGAAAGAGAGUGCAAAGUGCCAGGCACUGACAGUGUUUUGAGUUAUGAAAGGAUUUAAAUGUUUGCCAAAAAAACCCUAAAGAACAAUCCAAACUCUUUUCUAAAUAAACCUUUGUACUGUUAAAA
This is a messenger RNA of Cyanistes caeruleus (blue tit), 1988 nucleotides long. It is a transcript of the gene ADRA2C, whose product is annotated as adrenoceptor alpha 2C. Lineage: Eukaryota; Metazoa; Chordata; Aves; Passeriformes; Paridae. Gene Ontology annotation, molecular function: alpha2-adrenergic receptor activity; epinephrine binding. Gene Ontology annotation, cellular component: plasma membrane. The record is from RefSeq and is a predicted model, not a curated record. Gene Ontology annotation, biological process: G protein-coupled receptor signaling pathway; regulation of vasoconstriction; platelet activation.